ACACUAUACCUGUACAUGAAUGUUCAAAAAACUGGGAUGGUUCUAGUAAGGCAAUGGAGCCUGACAUGGCAAUAUCAAUGGCCAGAGAGUUAGAGUAACUGGAUGUGCAAUAGAUGUCAUCCAUGGUGAUAAUGACUCGACCACAACUUCUCGACUGAAAGCUGUUUUCCCUUCAAUUGAGAAGAAAGAUGACAGUAACCACACUAAAAAAGGCAUCACAUCAAAACUAUAUAAGCUUAGCCACAAAUAUAAAGUUCUAAAACAACCAAAUGUAAUAUCUUACAUUGGGAGAUGCUUCAUGUACGCCAUAAAAGAAUGCCAGACAAAAGAGCCAGAGAGUCUUAGAAAAUCACUGGAUAUUAUAGUUCCACAUUUAUAUGGUGACCACUCUCUUUGUGCCAGUGAAGAUGCUACCUGGUGCAGUUAUCAGAAGAAUCCUUCUCAAUUCAGGUACCGCAGUCUACCGCAGGGUAAGCCUCUCACAUGUCCAAGUCUUCAGACAGAUCUUAAAGCCAUUGUAAACAGCCAAAAAGAUAGAGCUGCCUGCUUGACCAACUUAGGAUCAACCCAAGCAAAUGAGAAUUUUAAUUUCAUAGUUUCAACAAAAGCUCCAAAAAACAAGUCAUUUGGAUCAAGCAAAUCUCUGACAGGGAGAAUUUCAGCAUCUGUUCUGCAGAAGAACGAGGGUCACAAGUAUUUAGAAAAGGUUAACAAGGCUGUAGGAUUAUCACCGGGAGAAUUUACCUUCAGAAUGGCCUUAAAAAUUGCUGCUAAGAGAAAGCUUCAAAAAGCGAAGCAGAUUAGUUUACAAGCAAAGAGGAAACGUCUGUUGAAAAAAAUAUUGAAAAGUAAGAAAGAAGCAACUAAGGAAAUUCACGAAGGUGUUACCUACUACCAAGCUGCUGAAUUACAUCUAGAUGAAGAACUAACCCAAACAACAGAAAUUCCCAAUAGAUUAACACUACCUGAAAAUGCCUUUACAUAUGUUGUAUUUGAUACAGAAACAACUGGCAGAGGGAGAAAUAGUGACAUUUUGCAGAUAGCAGCUGGUGAUGAUUUUAAUGUGUAUGCUCAGCCACGUUGUGAAAUUUCUGAACAGGCAUCUGCUGUGAAUAUGCUAAGAUACGAUAGGGGAACAAAUACUAUGUUCCAUAGAGGUAUUCCAGUUUUAUCAAAACCAAUACAGGAAGCUCUUUUGGAUUUUAUUGAAUAUCUAAAGAAAGUUCCUCAACCCAUACUUGUAGGACACAAUGCUUGUAAUUUUGACAUUCCUAUUGUUUGUAAUAGAAUGUCUGAAUUUAAAUUAUUUUCAGAAUUUUCUUCUCAUGUUUUUGGUUUUGUUGACACUCUGAAAAUUUCAAAAAGAAUCUUCCAAAAGUGUGAUGUUGGCAACUACAAGCAGGAAAAUCUCGUCAGUAAACUUACAAACUGCACUUAUCAAGCACAUGAUGCAAAAGAAGAUGUGAGAGUAUUGACUACUUUAUUCACAGAAAAAAUAGAGAAGGAAGUGCUUGAUGAAGACCUUUUCCACAUAUCCUUUCAUGAUGUGAAGAAAAGAUAUGAUGAAAUUUUACAACAGAAAUUUAUGUCAUUAGCAGCAGUGACCAAGUUGGCCAGAAAUGGUGUCUCUCCACUUCAUCUUAGAUUAGCGCAUAACAGAAACUCUGGUUUAAAGUUAUUAUUAACUGAUCUGCAUAUAAGAUUAACAAACAAGAACUUAACAUCUGUGAUUAGUUUCCUGGAGAAAGAAGAGUGAAUUUCAUACUGUUAGCAUCACUUGGCGUCCGUAGUU
This is a messenger RNA of Mytilus trossulus (common blue mussel), 1792 nucleotides long. RefSeq lists its product as uncharacterized. The coding region runs from base 299 to 1756 and encodes 485 amino acids. The transcript is spliced from 4 exons. Gene Ontology annotation, molecular function: nucleic acid binding; 3'-5'-DNA exonuclease activity. The record is from RefSeq and is a predicted model, not a curated record. NCBI's taxonomy places the organism in Eukaryota, Metazoa, Mollusca, Bivalvia, Mytilida, Mytilidae. Gene Ontology annotation, cellular component: cytoplasm. Gene Ontology annotation, biological process: DNA catabolic process.